AUGGUGGUGUCUCGCAAACCCCUUCUCUAACCCCCAUCGUCGUCUGCUCCUCCACGAGAUCUCGCCGAGCCCGAGCGCAUGGCAUUCCAGGCGUCGCACAGCGCAUCGCCGUCGGCGCCGCCCGCCCGCGCCGCCGCGCAGAGGAGGAGUAAUGGGGUGUCGCCGGUGGUGGCCAUGGCCUCCACCAUCAACAGGGUCAAGACUGCUAAGAAGCCCUACACUCCUCCACGUGAAGUUCAUCUCCAAGUGAAGCAUUCACUGCCACCCCAGAAGCGGGAGAUUUUCGAUUCGCUUCAACCUUGGGCCAAAGAGAACCUUUUGAACCUCCUGAAGCCUGUUGAGAAGUCAUGGCAGCCACAGGACUUCCUGCCAGAACCUUCUUCUGAUGGGUUUUAUGAUGAAGUAAAAGAGCUGCGGGAGAGGGCUAAGGAGAUCCCUGAUGACUACUUUGUUUGCUUAGUUGGAGACAUGGUUACUGAGGAAGCUCUCCCUACCUACCAAACAAUGCUUAACACCCUUGAUGGUGUCCGAGAUGAAACUGGUGCAAGCCCAACCACCUGGGCUGUUUGGACAAGAGCAUGGACCGCUGAAGAGAACAGGCAUGGCGAUCUUCUUAAUAAGUACAUGUACCUUACUGGACGUGUUGACAUGAAACAAAUUGAGAAGACAAUACAAUACCUGAUUGGAUCUGGGAUGGAUCCAGGAACCGAGAAUAAUCCCUACUUGGGUUUCCUUUACACAUCAUUUCAAGAAAGGGCUACGUUUAUAUCCCAUGGCAACACUGCAAGGCACGCAAAGGAGUAUGGGGACCUAAAGCUGGCUCAGAUUUGUGGAACAAUAGCAGCUGAUGAGAAGCGCCAUGAGACAGCUUACACCAAGAUAGUGGAGAAGCUCUUUGAGUUUGAUCCUGACUACACAGUUCUUGCAUUCGCGGACAUGAUGAGGAAGAAGAUCUCAAUGCCUGCUCAUCUCAUGUAUGAUGGAAAGGACGACAACUUGUUUGAACAUUUCAGUGCGGUGGCACAACGGCUGGGCGUCUACACUGCAAAAGACUAUGCUGACAUUCUGGAGUUCUUGGUCCAGAGGUGGAAGGUCGCAGAUCUAACCGGGCUAUCCGGAGAAGGGAGAAGGGCUCAGGAUUUUGUCUGCACGUUGGCUCCGAGAAUCAGGCGACUGGAUGAAAGAGCGCAAGCAAGGGCUAAGCAAGCACCUGUUAUUCCUUUCAGCUGGGUUUAUGACCGCAAAGUGCAGCUUUAAUCAUGAUCACCUGAGAAACUGAAACUGCAUCCUAUAUUGGUUUAAGCUAUGGGUUCUCUAUAUGGAAAAAAAAUCUAGGUUAUCUAGCUGGGUAGAAUGCAAUUACCUGUCCAUCUGUCCUCACAAAAUAUGUUAUGUAAGUUGGACAACAGUGUUGGAUGUGUUGUCUGGUGAGAAGCUGAUGCGAGUUGCUUGCCAAUAGCCAUGAAAAGGUUACAUUGCAAACAGGUUGAACUUUAUGUGAGUGAACUUAAAAUGUUGUAUCGAGUAUGAUGGGAUUUAUGUGUACUUCCAGGUUUACAUGACUUGUAUAAGUUUCAAAGUAAUAAUGGAGAUUGUAUACGGACAAGUGUGCACUGUCGCAUGAGUAGCCUCAAAUUCUAAACUGCCUUUUGUGCUCUGAA
Molecule: messenger RNA, 1661 nt
Organism: Oryza brachyantha (malo sina)
Lineage: Eukaryota; Viridiplantae; Streptophyta; Magnoliopsida; Poales; Poaceae
Product: stearoyl-[acyl-carrier-protein] 9-desaturase 5, chloroplastic
Exons: 3
Coding region: 79-1257 (392 amino acids)
Biological process (GO): fatty acid biosynthetic process
Cellular component (GO): chloroplast stroma
Molecular function (GO): stearoyl-[ACP] desaturase activity
Source: RefSeq, a predicted model, not a curated record